Messenger RNA from Tachyglossus aculeatus (Australian echidna), 1841 nucleotides. RefSeq names its product kinesin family member C1 (gene KIFC1). Bases 14 to 1798 code for a protein of 594 amino acids. NCBI's taxonomy places the organism in Eukaryota, Metazoa, Chordata, Mammalia, Monotremata, Tachyglossidae. The record is from RefSeq and is a predicted model, not a curated record. Gene Ontology annotation, molecular function: ATP binding; microtubule binding; microtubule motor activity. Gene Ontology annotation, biological process: microtubule-based movement. The transcript is spliced from 11 exons.
GGGGAGACGAGCCAUGGAGACCAGGAAGCCGCCCCUGACGGAGCGUCGCGCCAACGUGCGGGCGGUGCCGCCUCCUCCGGGCAGCGCCGCCUCCCGCCUGCCCCGGCCCGGCGCCAAGCGGGGCCUCGACCAGGAGAACGGGGCCCGGCCCGACAAGAAGCGGCCCCGAGGACCCAGGAUGGCCGCCACCCUCGCCGCCUCCUCCACGCUGCCCUCCCUGCCUGGCUCGAGGGGACCCCAGAAACCGACAAUGCGCCCGGCCCCCGCCGCCGCCAGAGGGGUCGCCCGGAAGCCGCCGGCCGCCGCUGCCGCCAAGCCCGCGCCGACGGCGGCCCGCGCCUGGCGCCCGGCGGGCGAUGCCCGGGGGCAGCUGGCGGCCUGCCGGGCCCGGGCGGAGGCGCUGGGCACUGAGAGAGACGCCCUGCGGGAGGAGCUGGCGGCGUGCCGGGCCCGGGCCGAGGCGCUGGGCACUGAACUGGACGCCCUGCGGGCGCGGCUGGCCGAGGAGGAGGAGCGGGCCCGGGCGCUGGAGGCGCGGCUGGAGGCCCGGGAGGGCGAGCGGCGGGACUUGGAGACUGCGCUGGACGCCCGCCAGGCGCAGCUGUCGGCGGCGGAGGCGUCCCUGGCGUCCAGCCUGGCGGAGGCGGCGGCCCUGCGGGCGGAGCUGGCGGCCCAGGGCGAGCGCCUGCACGGGCUGGAGAUGUCCCGGCGGCGUCUCCACGACCAGGUCCAGGAGCUGAAGGGCAACAUCCGCGUGUUCUGCCGCGUGCGCCCGGCGCUGCCCGGGGAGCCGGCCCAGCGGCCGGGCCUGCUGGCCUUCCCCGCGCCCGCCCGCCUCAGCCUGGCGCGGCCCGCGGCGGGCGCCUCCUCCGCCUCCGCCUCCGCCUCCGCCCGCCACGACUUCGCCUUCGACCGCGUCUUCCCGCCGGGCAGCGGGCAGGACCAGGUGUUCGAGGAGAUCGCCCAGCUGGUCCAGUCGGCGCUGGACGGCUACCCGGUCUGCAUCUUCGCCUACGGGCAGACGGGCAGCGGCAAGACCUACACCAUGGAGGGCGAGGCCGGGGCGGAGGGGCUGAUCCCCCGGGCCGUGCGGCACCUCCUGGGCGCGGCGGGCGCGCUGCGCGGGCAGGGCUGGCGCUACGCCUUCGCCGCCGCCUUCCUGGAGGUCUACAACGAGACCGUCCGCGACCUGCUGGGCCCGGCGCCCGCCGCCCCCUGCCACCUCCGCCGGGCCGGGCCCGACGGGCGCGAGGUCACCGCCGUCGACGCCCGCCGCGUGCCCGUCGGCAGCCUGGAGGAGGUGGAGGAGCUGCUGAGGACGGCGCGGGCGCGUCGGGCGGUGGCCCGCACGGCCCAGAACGCGCACUCGUCGCGGAGCCACGGCCUGUUCCAGCUGCAGAUCUGCGGGGAGCACCCGGACCGCGGGAUCCGCACCCGGGCCACCCUCAGCAUGGUGGACCUCGCCGGCAGCGAGCGGCUCGGGGGCGUCCAGCACGGCGGCGGCGGCGACGACGACGACGGCGGCCACCGGCUGCGGGAGACCCAGGCCAUCAACUCCUCCCUCUCCGCCCUCGGCCUCGUCAUCAUGGCGCUCGCCAACAAGGAGCAGCACGUGCCCUAUAGGAACAGCAAGCUCACCUACCUGCUGCAGAACUCCCUGGGGGGCAGCGCCAAGACGCUGAUGUUCGUCAACAUCUCCCCGCUGGAGGAGAACUUCUCCGAGUCGCUCAACUCGCUCCGCUUCGCCUCCAAAGUGAACCAGUGCGUGAUCGGGACGGCCCAGGCCAACCGGAAAUGAGGCCGCAAGGCAUCCUGGGAAGGGGGGAUGGGGAGAAGAAGGG